Molecule: messenger RNA, 753 nt
Organism: Megalobrama amblycephala (Wuchang bream)
Lineage: Eukaryota; Metazoa; Chordata; Actinopteri; Cypriniformes; Xenocyprididae
Product: programmed cell death 1 ligand 1-like
Exons: 4
Coding region: 25-753 (242 amino acids)
Biological process (GO): cell surface receptor signaling pathway; immune response; cellular response to lipopolysaccharide
Cellular component (GO): external side of plasma membrane
Source: RefSeq, a predicted model, not a curated record
AUUCGUGCGCUGAAUGAGGGGUCAAUGAGGGGAAUGCUGGUUUUCAUAUUUCAGGCUGUGCUAUGGCCUGCCAUCCCAGUUUCAGCCCUGUUUACAGUGAACGUACAGAAGAGCGCUUACGAGGCAGAGCUACACAGCGACGUGAAACUAGUGUGCGUGUUCUCCACGGUUAAAAGACCUUCAGACCUCACCGUCAUAUGGAGCCGCGUCAAUCCGAAGCCGGACGUGGACGUGUAUCGGCUCGAGAAAGGCAAAGAAAACCACAAUUACACCAGUGCCCUGUUCAUAAAACGGGCGCAGCUCAUCCAACAACAACUGAAUGAAAACAAAGCGGUAUUACACUUGAAAAAUCUCCGGAUAAAAGAUUCGGGAACGUACCGGUGUAUCGUGAGAGAGGGAGACGAGGGAGACUACAAGCAAGUCACGCUCAACGUUACAGCUCCUUAUACUCCAAUAAAGAAAAGCAUCAGGAAAACGGGUCAGGAUGAAGUGGAGCUCUCCUGUGAGUCUCAGGGAUUCCCGUCACCUCAGGUUAUCUGGAGCAACGGUCAAAACGUGAACCUCACAGAGAAAUCCAACAGCUCUGCGCACAAUACAGAUGAAGAUCUCAUCAAAGUCAUCAGCAGUCUGACGGUGAAACGAGAUCUUGUGAACAACUACACCUGUUCUUUUCUCACAAAGGUUGGAAUCAAGCAGAAGGCCACCUUCAGCAUCCCAGGUUUGUUAACUACUAUUAAGGCCCGCUCAUACUAG